This is a messenger RNA of Fonticula alba, 4445 nucleotides long. RefSeq lists its product as hypothetical. NCBI's taxonomy places the organism in Eukaryota, Rotosphaerida, Fonticulaceae. Bases 36 to 4388 code for a protein of 1450 amino acids. Gene Ontology annotation, molecular function: lipid carrier activity. The transcript is spliced from 6 exons. Gene Ontology annotation, cellular component: membrane. The record is from RefSeq and is a predicted model, not a curated record.
GUCGGGCGUCUGGGCUUUUCCCGACCCGCCUCGGCAUGCGGGGCGCCGCCCUCACGCUGUUGGCGGCGCUGGCCUGUCUCCUGACGGUCUUCGUCGCCGGUGUCCUUGCCAAGCCCGGCUACACGGAGAUUCACGCCCCGGGGUACUGCGCCUUCUACGACGAGUGCGGUCAGAGUGUGGAUCCGCUGAACCCGGGCCCCUUCGUGUGCCCGGACAACCGCCAGGCGGUGCCGCUUGACUCCAACCGCGCCGAGUUCGUGGCCGAGCUGGAGGAGUUCUGCGGCCCGGACUUCUCCCGCGACCGAAUUGACUCGGUGUGCUGCUCCCCGGCGCAGCUGGUCACCAUGAAGAAGUCCCUGUCCGCGGCGCAGACCUUCGUCUACAACUGCCCGGCCUGCUGGACCAACCUCAAGUCAUUCUGGUGCCACCAGACCUGCAAUCCGAACCAGUCGCUCUUCUGGAAUGUCACCGACAUCCAGACCGACCCCUCCGGCAGUGGGCUUGACGUGGUGAUGUCCGGGGCGUACUUUGUGUCGGCGGAUUUCGGCCAGAAGCUCUAUGACUCCUGCGCCGAGACCAAGUUCGGCAUGUCCAACUCCCUGGCCAUGGACUUCAUUGGUGGUGGUGCUGACAACUACCUGGACUUCCUGCGCUACAUGGGUGACCCGAAGGCCAUGGGCUCCCCCUUCAAGAUCUUCUUCCCCGACACCACGGAGCCCUACGACCCGGUGAUGCAGCCGCUGGACGUGUCGCUCUACCGGUGCGACGAUGAGAACCCGGACUUCCGGUGCGCCUGCAUGGACUGCGCCAAGUCCUGCCCCAUCCCGGUUCCCCUGGAGGAGACCGGCGUCAUGUGCAUGGUCGGGUCCAUCUCCUGCCUGUCGCUGAGCCUGAUCAUCAUCUACGGGCUCUUUGCCACGGCCAUGGUGGCGUAUGCCCUCCUCCGGAAGGACUCCUUCGGUGGCCGCGAUGACACCGUCUCCGAGGCCCUCUACCACCAGGUGGAGUCCGAGGUCCUGGAAUCCGAGAAGAAUCGCGACACCCGGGCCGCCGAUUGGGUCCUCUAUGACUACAUGCAGCGCUUCUUCUUCAAGCUGGGCUUCCGUGUGGCCCGGCACCCGGCCCUGACCCUGCUCUUCGGCCUGCUGGCCAUCGAGGUGUGCCUGCUGGGGCUGAUUUGGUUCCGCAUCGAGGUGGACCCGAUCGAGCUGUGGGUCGCGCCGAAUGCCGUGUCCCGCACGCAGAAGGACUACUUCGACCAGAACUUCGGGCCCUUCUACCGGACCCAGCAGUUCAUCGUGUCCAUGAACCAGCCCGAGCAGCAUGAGCUCAUCACCGAGAGCACCAUGCGCUUCCUCUUCGAGGUGGAGGCUGGCAUCAACAACCUGCAUGCCACGGUUGGCGACAGCUUCUCCGCGCGCAAUGUCACCCUCUCGGACCUGUGCUUCAAGCCCCUGGGGGAGGAUUGCGUCGUCCAGUCCGUCACCCAGUACUGGCAGGGCGAUGAGGCGGUCUUCGACAAGUACCUCAGCAACUGGGAGGACCACUUCAAGCUGUGUGUCACCAACCCCAGCUUCCCGGGCGAUGCGCAGCAUCCCCCCUGCCUGCCGUCCUUCCAGGACCCGCUCAAGACCCAGAUCGUCCUCGGCGGCUAUGAGGACACCGACUACAUGACGGCCCAGGCCUUCGUCAUCACCUACGCCAACCUCAACUCCCUGGACGAGCACUUCCUCGACAUGGCCUACGCCUGGGAGAAGGAGUUCGUUCGGUACAUGGCCGAUGUGGUGGCCAAGCCGGAGUAUGCCCACAUGCGUAUUACCUACUUCACGGAGUCCGGUGUCGAGGUCGAGCUCGCUCGCGGGUCCACCUCUGACAUCACCACGAUUGCCGUGUCGUACUUGGUCAUGUUCCUGUAUGUGUCGCUGUCGCUCGGCAGCUUCUCCACCAUGCGGCGCUUCGUGGUGGACACCAAGUUCACGCUCGGUGUGGCCGGUGUGGUCAUCUGCCUGUCAUCCUUCCUGGCGGCUGUCGGCAUUUUCAGUGCCAUCGGCUACAAGACGUCGCUGAUCAUCGCCGAGGUCAUCCCCUUCCUGGUGCUGGCGGUCGGUGUGGACAAUGUCUUCAUCCUGGUGAAUGCCUUCAACCGGUUGGACCGGUCGCGGCCGGUGUCCCUGCGCGUGGCGGCCACCCUGGCCUCGGUCGGGCCGUCCAUCACCCUGUCGGCCUUGUCGGAGUCGGUGGCCUUCCUGCUGGGUGUCAUUGUCACCAUGCCGGCGGUCAACUCCUUUGCCCUGUACUCCGCGGUGUCGGUCUUCAUCGGGUAUCUGCUGCAGAUCACGGUGUUCAUGGCGCUGCUGUCGGCGGAUGCCCGGCGCCGGGAGGCCCGGCGGGUGGACUGCCUGCCAUGCAUCCAGCUGUCGCCCGAGACGCUGGCCGGGCCGGAGGGCCUGGUCGACAACAAGUCCCUGACCGCCGGCACCGCCGGCGGCGGCCCGGACUACCUGGGCCACGAGGAGGAGCAGGAGGGCGCCACCAAUGGCAUGACCUCGGCCGAGGAGGCCGGCAUGUCGAUUGCCCACGACGGCGGCCCCAUCGGUGCCUCUUCUUCGGCUUCCUCCCCGGACCAGUAUGAGCGCCUGGCCGCGCCGGUGGUCGAUCCGCCGGGGAUGCUGCAGCGCUUCGUGGAGCAGCGGGUUUCCCCGCUGCUGGCCAUCCGCUGGCUGCGCAUCUCGAUUGUCCUGGCCUUUGGGGCCCUGCUGGUGGCCGGGGUGUCGCUCAUCCCGCACGUGGAGCUGGGCCUGGACCAGACCAUCGCCCUGCCGGACGAUUCGUACUUGAUUCCCUACUUCCAUGACCAGGCCAACUUGCUGAUGGUCGGCGCGCCGGUGUACUUCGUGGUGCAGGGCGGCAAUGCCACCACCACCGAGGGCAAGGCCCAGCUGUGUGGCGGCUUCCACGGGUGCGAUGUCUACUCGGUGGCCAACAUCCUGGUGGAGGAGACCACCCGGUCGGAGGAGUCCUUCAUCACCCUGAAUCCGGCUUCCUGGAUCGAUGACUACCUGUCCUGGCUGAACCCCAUCAACAAGCGCUGUUGCCGAGUCCAGCGGUCGGAUCCGUCGAUCUUCUGCCAGGCCGACGAGGACCCGCUGAGUGUCCGGUGCCGGACCUGCUACAACAUGGAGCAGUUCAACAACCUGGACCUCGGCCCGGAGGGCAAGGACUUCCUGCAUUAUUUGGACCUCUACAUGCAGGCCAUCCCCGGGGUGGAUUGCCCGCGUGCCGGUGCCGCGGCCUAUGGCGAUGCCAUUGUCCCCCUGCCGGAGGUGACCUCGGUGGAGGCCUCGCACUUCCGUACUUACCACACGGUGCUGGUCACGCAGGCGGAUUACAUCCAUGCGUAUCGGCAGGCAUUGCGCGUGGCCGACCGCGUGGCCGAGGAGUACCCCGGCCAGCUGACCGCCUACCCGUACUCCAUUUGGCACAUCUACUUCGAGCAGUAUUUGACCAUUGUGCCGGUGGCCUUUGUGGUGCUGGGUGCCGCGUCGGCCGCGGUGUUCCUGGUGUCGUGGCUGAUCCUGGGCCAGUUCCUGGCCGCGGUGUUUGUCCUGCUGCCGGUGCUGAUGAUCGUGGCCAAUCUGGCCGGUGUCAUGGCCAUUUGGGGGAUCACCCUGAAUGCCGUGUCGCUGGUGAACCUGGUCAUGGCCCUGGGCAUUGCGGUGGAGUUCACCGCGCACACGGUCCGUGCGUAUACCACCACCCCGGCUUCGAUUGCCCACUGCCGGGUGUCUCGCGCUCAGUAUGCCCUGAAUGAGGUGGGCGCCUCGGUGUUCAGCGGCAUCACCGUGACCAAGCUCCUGGGUGUGGCCAUUCUUGGUUUUGCUCAGAGCCAAAUUUUCGUGGUCUACUACUUCCGCAUGUAUGUGGCCAUCGUGGCCCUGGGGUUCCUGCAUGGGCAGAUCUUCCUGCCGGCGCUCUUCUGCCUGGUGGGCCCGGCCCCGGUGGCCGGCGGCAUGACAGCCGCCACCAUUGUGGCCAGCGGCGUGGGCCCGGGCGGUGCGCGCAUCGACCCGACCGGCUCGUCCAUGACCGACGCCGCUGCCGGGGGGGCUGGCGGCGGUUACCGCUGGUCGUCCGAUGGCGGCCCGGGCCAUGCGGAUUAUGAUGAUGAGGAUGCGCACCUUUGGAAGCCGGCCAAGCACCACCAGCAUUCCGGCGGGUCGGCCACGGCGGCGACCGUCGAUGGCUUCAUGGCUGCUCCGGUCAUCAAUGAUGUGGAUGCCGGGUCCUCUUCGGCCGGCGGCUCGGUGCAGCAGAUGUCCGGCACGGCCGAUGACCACCAGAGUGAUCUUCAUGCGCACCGGCUGCGCAUGUAUGGCGCCACCGAGUGAGAGCCUCGGUCCCCGGUGUGCUGGCAGUGUGAAGGGGGGGGGGGGGGGGGUGUGGGG